Messenger RNA from Brassica oleracea var. oleracea, 2910 nucleotides. RefSeq lists its product as uncharacterized. The record is from RefSeq and is a predicted model, not a curated record. The transcript has 2 exons. The coding region runs from base 1 to 2910 and encodes 969 amino acids. Gene Ontology annotation, biological process: DNA integration. Lineage: Eukaryota; Viridiplantae; Streptophyta; Magnoliopsida; Brassicales; Brassicaceae. Gene Ontology annotation, molecular function: RNA-DNA hybrid ribonuclease activity; nucleic acid binding.
AUGUCACAAGUAUGUUUCGCCGCUGAGUUAAAAAGAAAGAACUUUGCGAUCGAAGCUACCCACAAGAAGAAAAGAAAGCUGGCUCUCGACGAGGUCGCCCCAGAACAAGACUCGGAAGUCUUUUGGCAGUCACAGAGGGUUGAAGCUCUAGAAGGGAAGCGCGAACCAACUUGUGAACCGGUAAUCUUGGUCUGUCUCGACGAAUCCCGCCCAGAACGAUGCGUCGAGAUCGGAGCGAACCUCUGCGAACCAUUGAGAACAGAGUUCAUAGCUUGUCUUAAAAAGAACCUCAAUACGUUCGCUUGGGCCGCAGAGGAUAUGCCAGGGAUCGACAUCGGCAGAACAUGUCACGAACUCAACAUUGACCCGACCUACAAACCCGUAAAACAAAAAAGGCGGAAGCUAGGACCGGAGCGUGCUACCGCGGUAAACGAGGAAGUUGAGAAACUCCUCAAAUUAGGUGAUUGUAGAAAUUCCAUUUUCCCUAAGGUUGGGAUCCCCGCAUUCAUCACUGAUCGCGGAACGUAUUGCUACAAGGUAAUGCCUUUCGGUCUCAAGAAUGCGGGCGCUACUUACCAGCGACAGGUCAAUCGAAUGUUCUUCAAACAGCUCAGAAAGAGUAUGGAAGUAUACAUCGAUGACAUGCUCGUAAAAUCCCUUGACGAACACGACCACGUAUCCCACUUGGAAGAGUGCUUCACAAGGCUGAACCUAGAUAACAUGAAACUAAACCCCACAAAAUGUAGGUUCACAGUCUCAUCAGGGGAGUUUCUCGGUUAUCUGGUCACAUGUCGCGGGAUCGAGGCCAACCCUAAAAAGAUAAACACACUGAUAAAAAUGGUCUCACCAAAGACAAAACGAGAAGUCCAAAGGCUAACCGGAAGGGUCGCAGCUUUGAACCGUUUCAUCUCACGUUCGACGGACAAGUGCCUACCUUUCUACGAUACGUUGAAAGGGAACAAGAAGUUCGAAUGGUCGGAAGAGUGCAAAAAGGCUAUCCAACAGCUGAAGCAUUACCUGGCCACUCCUCCUGUUCUUGCAAAACCAGUAGAGGGAGAACCUCUAUUCUUAUACAUCGCGGUCUCCGCAACAGCAGUAAGCGGCGUUUUGAGCAGUGAAGAACGCAGUGAACAAAAACCAAUCUUUUACAUAAGUAAAACCUUGCUGGACGCUGAGACGCGGUACCCCUUGAUGGAAAAACUAGCAUUCGCUGUUGUAACAUCGGCGAGAAAGCUCAGGCCAUAUUUCCAAUCUCAUACCAUAUUGAUCCUCACCGCCUUUCCCCUGCGCACGAUUCUGCACAGUCUGAGUCAGUCAGGACGGCUCGCAAAACGGGCAAUCAAACUGAGCGAGUACGAUGUCGAGUACCGCCCAAGAACCUACGCAAAAUCUCACGUGCUGGCGGAUUUCUUAGUAGAAUUGCCCACGGGGGAUAUGACAAACAUGGAACCAGAUUCAACUUGGGUUCUUCACGUCGAUGGAUCAUCGUCCAAACAAGGAUCCGGAAUUGGGAUUCGGCUCACGUCGCCCACCGGAGAAAUCUUGGAGCAGUCAUUUCGGUUAGAAUUCCAUGCAUCAAACAACGAGGCUGAAUAUGAAGCACUCAUUGCAGGAUUACGACUAACCCAUGGGCUGAAGAUUUGCAUCAUCCACGCUUACUGCGAUUCUCAGUUAGUCGCAAAUCAAUACAGCGGAGAAUACGAGGCAAAGGACGAAAGAAUGGACGCAUAUCUAAAACUCGUCCAGGACCUGGCCCAAGACUUUGACCACUUUGCCCUCACCAGAAUUCCUUGCUCGGAAAACACCCAGGCAGAUUCCUUGGCCGCGCUCGCGACAAGCUCAGAUCCAGGACUAAAACGGGUAAUCCCCAUGGAAUUCUUUGAAGAUCCGAGCAUCGGACCGCCGGUGAUCGCCAAUCUCAUUAGGGGACAAAUCGAAGAUGCAGAGGAAAUCGAAGAUCCACCAGAAGGAAACAUGGAUCAGUCGGAAUACGGUUGCGACAGCCCAUGGCUAGAGCCGAUCCGAGCAUACAUAGUCGACGGAAUGCUGCCCGCCGAGAAAUGGGCGGCACGAUAUGUAACGGUUGAGGGAGAAAUCUACAAAUGGAGAUUCUCCGGCCCACUCAUGACCUGCGCUGCGGGAGAGAAAGCGAGAAAAGUGAUGGAAGAGGUCCAUUCCGGAUCGUGCGGAAACCACUCCGGUGGAAGGUCACUCGCAGUCAAAAUAAAACGCCACAGUUAUUACUGGCCAACUAUGAUAAAAGACUGCGAGAAAUUCACACGAAAAUGCGAAAAAUGCCAAAGGCACGCGCCCACCAUCCAUCGACUUGCGGAGGUCCUCUCGUCCAUCUCAUCUCCAUAUCCCUUUAUGCGAUGGUCCAUGGAUAUCGUCGGACCUUUACACAAUUCAAAACAGAAACGCUUCCUUUUGGUCCUUACGGAUUUCGUUUCAAAGUCAGAAUCCUACGCAAAUAUCAAAGACGUACAAGUCGAGAGCUUCGUAUGGAAGAACAUUAUCACCAGGCACGGGGGCCCUUACGAAAUCGUAACAGACAACGGAUCUCAGUUCAUCUCUAACCGAUUUGAAGCGUUCUUCGAGAAGUGGAAGAUACGGCUGAACAAGUCAACUCCUAGAUAUUCACAAUUUAACGGCCAGGCAGAGACCAUUAACAAAACCGUCCUUGAUAGGUUAAAAAAGCGCUUAGAAGCCAAAAAGGGACGAUGCGCAGAUGAGCUCGAAGGAGUUCUUUGGUCACAUCGUACAACCCCAAGACGGGCUACGGGAGAAACCCCCUUCGCCAUCGUUUACGGGACGGAAUGCAUGAUCCCAGCGGAAGUAGAAUUUCCCGGAGUGCGGAGAAGAUUCCUCCCUGAACGAGAAGAUCUCAACAACGCGAUGCUGCUGGACUAA